This is a messenger RNA of Fusarium sp. VM40, 975 nucleotides long. Lineage: Eukaryota; Fungi; Ascomycota; Sordariomycetes; Hypocreales; Nectriaceae. The record is from the annotation of a GenBank genome assembly.
AUGACCCCUUCUCUUACCAGGCCACAAGGCCAGCUGUCACCUGCUGAAGCUCUCCACCUUGCGCAACAAGCUCCCACUAUUUUGAAGGGCAACCCCAAGGCAUUCUCAGCGUCGCCAUUGAUAUCACUCUUCUCAGCUGCUGAGACCGCUGAGCUAUGGACAAUCUACGAAAACCUCAUCAUCACAUGUCUUCGAACGGGCGACGACGAUUCAGCGCAUCUGUGCUUGGAGAGGUUGAUAUUGCGCUUUGGUGACGAGAACGAACGCGUCAUGGCACUCAAGGGGUUGAUCAAAGAAGCAGAGGCAACUAGCAACAUCGAACUUCAGGUGGUGCUUAAGGAAUACGAAGACAUUUUAAACCAGGACGGAACAAACAUUUAUAUCGCAAAGCGGCGGGUGGCUCUUUUGCGAUCUAUGGGAAAGACACCUGAGGCGAUCUCUUCUUUAGUAUGGUUGCUCGAGUUCAACCCUACAGAUGCUGAGGCUUGGUCAGAGCUUUCCGACCUCUACCUAUCCCAAGGGCUGUACUCCCAAUCUAUCUAUGCAAUGGAGGAGGCCCUUGUGCUGGUACCAAACGCGUGGAACUUGCACGCAAGACUAGGCGAGGUGACAUUGAUGGCGGCCAACGAAUCGAGCGAUGGAACUUCUCAGAAGUAUCUGGCGAAUUCUGUCAAGCGGUUUUGCCGGAGCAUUGAGCUUUGCGAAGACUACCUGCGAGCCUACUAUGGCUUGAAGAAGGUCACUGAUAAGAUCUUGGUCGAUUAUGUCAAGCUCAAGAAGCACUCGGAGAGUGACGAGUUCUCCCUACCAGAGCAGAGCACUCUCCAGAAGCUAAACCAGGCGGCUACUCAGAAACUUGCGGAGAUCGUUCGUCGGUAUAGUGCACAGGAACCUCUAUGGCAAGGGUACAACGCAGAUGAGAUUGCUGCAGCUCGUGAGCUUCUCGACAAGUCCUCGUCCGAGGUUGUUCGGUGA